AUGGCUCAGGCAAUGCAGGAAGAGGAGAACGUGGCAGGAGAUGAACUUUCCCAUGUCUAUGAGAAAGGCUUCAAACCAGGGCUGCUCCUUACCCUGAGGUUUUUGAUUCCCUCCUUCAGCCGGGAGAUCGGCCGCUGUGUGGUGCUCUCCACCCCAGGCCCCCACGCACUGGUGCUGGUGACCCAGCUGGGCCGUUACACUGCAGAAGACGAGGACGCAGCCCAGCGAGUGCAGGGGAUUUUUGGAGCUGAGGUAAUGAAGCACGUCAUCGUUUUAUUCACCCGAAAGGAAGAUUUAGGGGGCGGCUCACUGAGUGACUAUGUGACCCACCAAUCCAACAGCGAUCUGCACAGGCUGGUCACUGCAUGCGGGGGCCGAUACUGCACCUUCAACAACAAAGCCACCGAUGAAGAGCGGGAUGCCCAGGUCGAAGAGCUGAUGGGCAUGGUGGAGACGCUGGUGCAGGAGAACGGAGGCCGAUAUACAAACAAGUUAUAUCAAUAUGUGGAGGAGCAGCUCCAAUCCAAAAUGCGAGAUUUGCAGCACCAGUACAAGGAAGAGAUGGGAAGGAAGAGAGCAGAAAUACUUCAGCGCUUUACGGAGAACUGCGACAGGAUAAAGAAAGAGUCUGAUCUGAAAGAAGAGGAACUAAAGGAAAAACUCAAAAACCAGGAGAAGGACAGAGAAGCUGCUUUACUGCAGCUCAAGCACUUGAAACAAAAAGAACUGGAGGCCAAGAAGCAAGAGCUGCUGGAAGAACUGGGAGGAAUGUGGAAAUGUUAUGAGGAAAAACAAAGGCGAAUCAGAGAAGAAGCUGAAACUAGUAAUAUCAUCAUUAAUAUGUUUUGGAGUGUGUAUGAGUCAAUACGUUCAUACUGGAGCUGGGGUGUUAACAGUGUGUGGAACUGGUGCACGGACCAUACAAUCAUCACCAAAGCCAUCUCCUUAAGGCUGAAGUGUGUGCUGGUGGGCGUGGUCCAUCCAUACCAUACCUACACCAUCCUGGGCUGCCUUUGGCUUCGGGCCCCACUUUCUGGGUUUCUCAAGGUGCUGUACGCCUCCGCGGAGUGUCUGAUCAACCUCAACUGGACCCUGACCACACAGGCAGCAGAGUCCCCCUCGGUGCACAAGAAGCUGGUCCUGGCAAAAGUCACCAAGAUCGGAGACCUCCAGGAUUACCACCAGGGAGACUGGGUGGAUCCUCAGGUGCUCGCCCAGCACAUGGAGCUCUCCAUUCUGUAUCUGCAACAACUGCAGAUCGAGCUGUGGCUAAAGGAAUUGGAAGCACAAGAGAAAGAGUGGCAGGAAGAGAAGAAGGAGCAUGAGGACUGUAGGGAACAGGGGCAGCACAAGCGGGCCAUUGUGGAUCUGAGAAGGAGAGAGGGCCUGGCUGUGGUGAAUGGGGAGGGGCCUGAAAGCCUGGGACUGCAGGACACUUUGAAAGGGGGCACAGAAGGGACUGGAGACGUGGCCUCCCUCCUGAUGCAAUACUUCUGCAAGUGGGUGUUCGGGGCGGGGGCCCAGACGUCAGAGGACUUGGCUAAGCUGAUGGUCCAGGAAUGGUUCUAUGGAACAUACUCACCUGACCUGAGGCUGUGGCUGAAGGACAGGAAGCCGGAGGACCCACACGGUGUGGGGAAGCUGGAUGAUGAGUUCACGGACAGCGGGUCUGGUGAGGUGACCCGGACAGGGAAGAAAUACAUCCGGGUGGUGGUGGAUUUCACUAUGUGGCACCUCAAGGCCAUGGCCCUGCCCUCUUUCGAGGCAGACAUGGUGGCAGAUGCACUGCUGGUCAUUCUCAGCACGGUGGGGUUCAACUUCAUGUCAGCCCUGCUCCGGUGCUUGUGGGAGAAGCACAGGGCCCAGCUCAAUUCCCACACUGGCGGCCACAGCCCCGGAGGACCUGACCUGAGAAUCAUCCUCGUUGGUAAAACGGGAGCUGGGAAAAGUGCGACAGGAAACACCCUCCUCGGAGAGAUCAAGUUUGAGUCCAAGUUCAGUGCAAAGCCAGUAACACAGACGUGCGCCGCGGGGAGGGGGACGUGGAACGGGAGGGAGGUUCUGGUUAUCGACACUCCCGAUAUUCUGGGCACAAAGGGCCCCGUGGAAGCCUCCCCCCAGGAGAUCGCUCGCUGCAUCGCGCUGUCCUGCCCUGGCCCCCACGCGCUGCUGCUGGUCACACAGCUGGGCUGCUACACUGCCGAGGACCAGGCAGCUGCCGGGCAGGUCCGAGAGAUCUUUGGAGAGGAGGCCAUGAGGUACCUGAUCGUGCUGUUCACCCGGAAACUCUUUGGGGUGGUGGCAGCCUGUGGGAACCGCUGCUGCGCUCUCAACAACAGAGCGACGGGCUCGGAGCGCGAGGAGCAGAUCCGUGAGCUGAGGGAGGUGGUGGAGGGGAUGGUGCAGGCCAACGGAGGCCGAUGUCUCACCAGUGAGAUUUAUAGACAUGCCAUGGAGAAGAGGCAGCAGCAGGCCAAGGCCCUGGAGGAGAAGUACAGGGAGCUGGAGGAAGCAAAGGUGAAGGACAUAAUCCGUCGCUUCAAGGAGAAACAUGGUGCUCUGAAGCAGGACUUACACUCCAGGCCAGAGGCAGGACAGGAAAUCCAUCUCACACUGGGCCAGGAUGUGUAUCGAGCUUUAGAAACACUGUCAGAAGAGCAGAAAGCCACGGAGGCAGAAGAGGAAGAAAACCUGCUUAGAGAAAUACAGAAAUACUACCUGGAAAAGGCAAAUCCAGCCGGGGAGGAAGCCAGCAACGAUGACAGGGUAAUGAGAUUGGCUCUUCAUUUGCAUAUUUAAUUACACUUACACCUGUGCAAUUGGGAUGUGGUUUUCUAAGCUGUUUG
Pelodiscus sinensis (Chinese soft-shelled turtle) is the source of this 2846-nucleotide messenger RNA. The record is from RefSeq and is a predicted model, not a curated record. Lineage: Eukaryota; Metazoa; Chordata; Testudines; Trionychidae.